GACGUUGAGUACUUCCGGUGAUUCAAAACAGCUAAACAUAGGAGGCAUUAUAUUGUGUUUGCACUACAAAUAGUUUAUAAUUUGACACUAUAAAGGGGAUAUCGAUGGAUGAUAUACAGUCAUGGUGGGAAGUACCAAGUAUUGCUCAUUUCUGUUCGUUGUUUCGAGCAGCAUUCAAUCUCUUGGACUUUGAUAUUGAGGAACUGGAAGAGGCUCUUUUGACUGAUGGAGCAGAGGAUUCUGGAAGUUCCCUUCUUCAAGAACUGAUUGUGAGGCUUCUGUGUGGGUGUCUCGGAAAUAAUGACAUUUCGACUUUUAAUUACCAGAUGUUUCUGCGUCGCUUGUUCAGGCGAAAGUGUCAGGAAUAUGGGCGAGACAAUCCUUUCAACACUGACAUUGACUUCCAGUUCCUUCCGUUACGUACAAAGGUGCAGAUCCUGCAUGCUUUGUGUGACUUCAGACUCGAUGCUGAGGAUGUGCAAGAUUUAUUGAAGAACCUAGAGUCUGAUAGUUUGCGAGUUGAGCCUCUGGGACAUGAUGAGAAUCACUCAGCAUAUUGGUACUUCUAUGGCACACGACUGUAUAGAGAGGAUUAUCCAAAAGUUAAAAAGAAAGUUAAGGAGAAACGACAUAGAGGGAAGGAAGAGAAGCGUCACAAGAAACGAGGCAAAACUCCGCCACCAGAUUCGGAAUCAGAUGAAAAGGGGGCAGGUAUCUGGCAAGUGGUUUGCUUCACUGAACAAGACUGGGAUAAGAUCACUGACAGUUUCAGAGAUUCUACAUCGAAAAAUGAACGAGCAUUAUUCCAUACCCUCGCAGAGGACUUUCUGCCCGAGAUCCCACGUCUUUUUGCUGAAAAGGAACGUUUACAAAGAAAGCGAAUGCUAGAAUAUCAGCCUCGUAGACAGUCAAGUCGCUUGGAAAAGCUCAAACAACAGAAAGAGGAAGAAGAGAAAAUGUUGCAGAGGGAAGAGGAGGAGAGAUUACGUCAAGAGAGGGAGAAAAAAGAAAGGUUACAACAGCAAGAAAUGCUAAAGGAGAGAGAAAAUAGAACCUUGAUGGUUAAGGAGAGAGUAACUAGGGCUCUGAGGUGCUCACUGUCCUGCACAAAUUCAGAAUGUGGCAGCACAGGGAGUGUUCCGGACUCUCUCAUUGACAAUAGGUCCAAUCGUUCAAGUACAUUUGUUGGUCGUCAGACAAAUAAUUCACUCUCUUCUGCUACUGGUCAAAUAGUGAUCCAAGGAUUGAGGCAGAAACUGUGCAGUUCACAGGUAUUCAAGCAGACAGAGGAGGAUCUGCAGACUGGAAUGUACAAAAUCCUGGAAUACAUCAAGAACCAUGAUGAUGCAUGGCCAUUUGCAGAUCCUGUAGAUGAAGACUAUGCCCCAAGGUACUACUCAAUUAUCCGGCAGCCCAUGGAUCUUCAACGUAUGGAAGAUAAACUGGAUGAGGGAGAGUAUCUCACAUUUGCUGACUUCAAGGCUGACUUUCAGCUCAUUGUGGACAACUGUCGCCAGUACAAUGGCAUUGACAAUGAAUAUACAGAGAUGGUGGGAAAUCUCCAGGAAGCCUUUCAGAUGGCUGUUGAACGCUAUCUAGAGUCAGAUCCAUCAUCAGAUGAAGAAGUGGCUGUUGAGUUUCCAACUGGAACAACAUCAUCUGAGAGUCGAAUAGAAGCACAAGGACACAGGCAUAAGCAUCAUCAUCGUGCUCGUAGGAAGAAAGAAAAAGCACGACAGUCUUCGCAUAUCAACAGGAAUAUUCCCAGUCCGGAGAGCGAAUGCACAGUACAGUCCAGUACCGCAGAAGAAAGGGAGGAAGUAAUAAGGGAAAGGGAUCAGGAGGCUAAGACAGAUCACAUGGGGGAAGGUAGUAUGGACACUGAAGGAAGCAGUACAAAGGAUGAUACUGUUGACCUGAAGAGGCCUCACAGCCAUAACGGUACAAAACGCAAGAAGAAAACUGGGGUCAUCAAGAAUGUGGCAGAAAUAGAGGCCCUAGAACUAGCUACAGAACAGACUCUGAAGGACAUCAAUAAAUGGUUGGAUGAUACCCCACGCUUUUCGGAGUUCUCGUCUGCAAGCAACUCACCUUCACAUCUUAUUGGUGCUGAAGAGUAUGAAAUGGUAAGGUCACGUAUAGAAAAUGAGUAUCGGCACAGUCUUAAAUUGGACAGAGAUCGGCCUUCGUCAGGAACAUCACGCAGCAACAAAGAUGGCAGGGACAUAGCCAACAAGCGGCGUUCUAUUAAGGACUCCUCUAAACAACACCAACAACGUCGUCGUGAGGUCCAGAGGACAAUUGAGCGCCUUCAGCCAGGGAAAAGUAAAGGAAAUCUCAUCUCGAAUAUUCAGAGUGCAAAUAAAACUGUAGAUGAAGUGGGGGGUUGUAGUGGUGUGCUAGGGCUGAGUAGUAAACCCAAGGAAAAUAGGAACUCUUUAUUGGUGAAAAAAGAAGAAGCCACGCCCAAGCUAAGCCUGGGAACUGUUCUCAGAAGUGAUGUGCUAGGUUUUGGUGUAGCUGGACAUAACAAUCACAACUUUGACUCUUCAGAAGGAACACAAAUAGAAGACAAAAAGCCAGCUCUGUUGUUGACUGGUGCAGAAGGAACUGGAGCUUCUCCAAGAGAUAUUGACAUCAAACUCUCACCUGAAAAGCAAAACCAGUCACUGCCAGGAGGCUCACAGAAUCCACAAAUCAAGAAGGAAGAUGAGAAAACUGUGGCUGAGGAAGAGAAACCAGUGAGCAGAGAUUCCAAGCAUGAGAAAGUUACACCUGACCUCAGUGUCUGGUUUAAGGCUUUUGGAGCCCCAAAAACAACUGCUGUGCAGAAACAACGAAAACCAGAAGUUUCAACACAGCAGGAUAUGGAUGCAUGCACAGAGGAAAGAAGAUUGGAAACUGUUCCGAGUCCAGUUCCAGCAGACGUGCCUUUGUGUAGUGGUUCAGCGGACAGGCCACAAAGUGUGGGUGACAUGGGAGUGAGACCACCCACACAGGAAGAUUUAGACAGGAAAAUAGAUGAUGCACCAAGUCCCACACAGCAGUCAGUGGCACCAGCACAGCGGCAAAGAAAAGUCAGUACAGGUAGUAGCAUGUCUGAACGGUCAUCUUUCAGUCAGGACCCAAUGGAUCCCUUGGAUGGUUACCCUGCCCCCUAUCCCUCACCUCUGCACCCUUCUCCCAUGGCUGCUUCUCCUGUUAUGGCUUCUCCACGACCAGAAGAUACUCCAAAGCCCACUACCUCAUACCCACCUCUAAAUGGCACUAUACGUGUUGGGUUCUAUCAAGACACAUCAUCUAGCCUCCAGAAGAGCAGCCCAGAGAAAAGCAACAGCAGCUGCAGCCCACAGUCACCUUCCCCAUUCCAGCAGCCUGUCUAUUCUCCCCGCUAUCCUCCUCAACAUGAUAAUCCAGGCUAUUUAACAUACCGGAACCCCACACCAGGUCCACCACAGACUUAUGAUGGUUUACCUGUCCCCCCAUAUAGUGCUGUAAUGCAUUACUAUGACACCAGUAAGCCCUUGACUGAUCAGUACCAGGCAGCUCGUACACAAGCAUCAGAGGAGUACAUCCCAGGAAGUCUAUCCCUUUCAUACUCCAGUGUUCAGCAGCAGGGCUACUCAUCUCCAGUGUCUCCUUCUACGAGCCCUCUGCCAUACACUUCAGAGAGACAGUCUGGAUUUCAGUUGUCUGUCCCACAACCCAGCUCUGCACGUAGGUCACCAUCUGUGCCUGUUACUAGUUCAGGACUCCUUGGAACCCUGCAGUAUACUAACAGUCAGCAACAGAGUUAUGACAUAACUGUGCCAAGACCAAGUGCUCUUCACAAGUCAGCACCCUCAGUUGUCAGCAGCUCUCUGCCUUUCAGUACCAGUCACCAACAAGGGUAUGAGAUUUCAGUUCCACGCCCUAGUUCCACGAGCAAGCCAUCUUCUGCAUCAGCAGUGACAGUUCCUAGCACUGCACUACCCUUUUCAUCUGAUCGGCACCAGGGGUAUGAUUCGACUGUACCACGUCCCAGCACAAAAGCUCCUGCUGCUGUGUUUCCUGUUAAGAAGCGCCUGUAUAGUGACACUGAAUCUGCCACUGGUCUUCAGCAUCACCAUCAGACUUCUAGUCGAUUGCAUCAGUCUCCUCCAAGUCCUGUUACAACAGCAUCAGCAACACCACCACCUCCAUCAGUUGGCGUUUCACAGCCUAUAAACCUCCCCUUGCACACAACAGGUAACAGGCUUGCUAACUCCACACUCAGCAAUCCGAACACAGGUGAGAGAUUUGAUCAGACCUCUCCUGUAAGCAUACCUCAAGCCCAGCAUUCUUCAGUGAUAGAACAAGUAUGCAUGUCUCCAGUCUCCAUACCAAUAUGUAGUCCACAGAUAUCAGUUUCUCAAGCCAGCGAAAGGCUGCUUCCGGUUUCAAAGCAGCAGACUGUCUCAGAAAUGAUACUGGCCAAUGCAAUAACAGAAGUAGAUGGAGGUCAGCACUCAGAUUCUGUGUUGCAGGCUUCUGAAAAAUCCCAUCAAUCCAUGGACCCACGCGUAAUCGACAGACUAUACAGUGAGGAAGUCAUACAGCCAUCAGAAAGAUUGCAUCGGUGUGUCACAUCUCCUAUUGGAAACCAUCAGACAUCAACAGCAUUGAAUAUCCAACAACCGAUUGAUAUAUCACACCCACCCCGACAGGUGUCAAGUAAGCAGCCAUCUACAGAUCAGCUUCGAAAGAGUCCAACAACAGCGCGUGUAGGAAAUGAUAUUACUUUCCACAGGGGACCUUUUUCACCUGCAGCACCCUCAUCCAUAAGCAAUUUGACCAACCUCUCCCACAUUGUGGAUCGUUUCUCAAGUGAUGGGUCUCCUUUUUAUGCAACAGGUGGAGAUAAAAGUGGCAUAUUUGGCCAAGGAUCAGUACAGCCUCCUAUUUCAUCAGCAGCUGCAGCUAUGGCCAUGUUUUCACAGCCUGCUCCUGCAAUUUCAUAUAACCGCUCUGUGCCUGAGCUGUCAUCAGUGUUAUCCAGUAAAGUCUCCGAUGUGCAAUCUGUGUACAGUAGGACAGUGCCCGAACUUUCUUCUGUGCUUCCUGGUAAGUCGGCUCCAACCAUUACUAGUGCUCGCCCACCGUCAUAUGACAGAACAGUGUCUGAGCUCUCAAGCUAUGGUCACCAAACCAUGGACAUAUCCACCAGCUUACCAAACAAGUCAACUCCCCCUGUGGAGGGACAAACAAAUUAUAACCAUUCAGUGACAGACCUUCCUUCUGUGUUGUCCAACAAAGUGCCCCCUGCCACAGCAAUUAAUGUUGCUGCACCAACCUAUAGCAGGUCUGUAGUUGUGACAGACUUCUCCAUGGUCCCCACCAAAGUGUCAUCCCUUGUGGAGGCCCCGCCUUUAUCAGUGUCUGCUGUGACCACACCUACACCAAAGCCAUCUCGUAAGCGUAAAACGAAACAACAGCAACAGGUGACUAGUGGUAGUGACACCUCAGUCUCUUCUAGCUCUACAACAGCAUUCCAGCAGUAUGUCUCAGAACCAUCAGCCAUUGCACUCAAGACAGUGCAGACUAGUGUGGUUCCUGGCAGUGCCUUCAACUUUGGCCCAGCAACAUCAGGACUUGGCUUAUAUGGCGAUGCUGCAGGGUUUCUCGAUGAAUAUCGAAGUCCACCUACUGGCUAUUACAUCCCUCCUGGUACUGAUUCUGGCCGUGACAAGCAGACCUCUGCGCCACCUGCUCCUUCUCCAUUUCCUUUUCUAGGCCACCCACAGCCACGACCACCUCCUGGCUAUCCCCAGCUAGCUCCGGCAUUUCUUAACCACCAGCCAGCUUUGAUGGAUGCAUCAGGAGCCACCACACCACUAUAUCAACAGUACCUGCAGCGCCACCAGGAGGAGCUGUUGCGUCAUUCUGCAGCUAGUGCCCCUAUGGUGCUCCACCAAGGGCUUCUGGCAUCCACCUCUGGCUAUCCACCUGGCUAUCAUCCUGCACUGGGCAUUCGCCAGCCCUAUGAUGCUCUAAAUCGCCCCUCAUGGCUAUGAUAGGUCCUUCUGUGAAAGUGAAACUUCUAUGACAUGCAGCAUGUUUUGCAGAAUUCUGUUGCAAGAAAGCUCAUGGGACCAGGACACCUUUUAUUCACAUUCAAUAAAUGAACAAUGUGUGUAGUUCAAGACAAGCAAUAUCAUUUCUGGUUCAGAUUGUGUCAUAUAAAUUUACGCUAAUGUUGCAGAGUUGUGCAAUUUAAAAUUUCUUUAUCUUUACUGGCAUGCACUGCAUUAUUGCAAUGGUAUAUAUGUGCAGUCCAGCUGGCUGAGCAUUGCAUUCUUUCAGUACUACUACCAUUACCCCAUUUACCCCAUUAAAAAUGGUCACCAGCCUCAUAGUACCAGGGGAUCUAAGAUCUCCUGUUCCUGAAUCACAAAAAUGGAAUGCUAAUUCCAAAACAAGAAGCCAGCCUGUUUCAUUUCAGUUUCAUUGGUUCAGCAUCAGGGUUACUGUAUGAAAUCUGCUGGUUCAGAUUUCAUGAUCUAUCAUAUCUGCCAAGAAUAUAUUACAUUAGGACUAUAAAGUCUGAGCAACUGCAUGGUUUUGGCACAUGUGACUGGUUAUUGCAUAUUGCUUUUGUAUUUAGUUUUAAAUACAAUGGAACAUUAAGAAAUAAGCAAAUAUUUACUGCAAGAGAACUUCAGUGCGAAACAUUUGCUGAAUGUUGAAUUAAAAUACCAAAGAUACAGUAUCUCAUGAAAGUGAACUCUGCUUUUUAUUUUAUGUACUUUGUACUGUGUGUGAACUAACGUUUCCAAACAAUACAACAAACACCAGUACAGUUGUACACUUUGCAUUGGGCCACAAACUUCAUAUGUAACAAAAUUUACUUACGCUUCUCUUUUUAAUGCUACUCUUUCCCGGUGUUUAAAAUGCAAUUUUGUUUUCUUGAGAUGAAGUGUUUUACUUUCAUCAGAUAGAAAGUGUAAGGACAUGUGUUCAUUAGCUAUUAAUUUUAGUUAGAAAAAUGUGUAUGGUGUGUGAUAUCUUUUGUUUUCUCGCAAUCCACAAACAUAGGAUUGAGGGUGAGCUCUCUUGUAUAUUACAGGGUGGUUGUAUGAGUGUGUAUGAGUAAGUAUAUAUAGUUUGAUACAGUUUUAGUCUGGAUUGUACAAGCAUUUUUUAAGCGCACACACACACACACACACACACACACACACACACACACUACAUUUCUCUGAUACACUUUGCAAAUUCUUUUGCAGCUGUUGCUUUAGCUUGGAAGCAGUUCUCAUCACAGAUAUAUUCUUGGAGGAAAUCUUGAGAUAUGUUUUGCAAAACUGUUAGAACCUCCUUGGUUCCUGUAGACACCCCAAUUCUUGGUAGUAUUAACAGCUACACAGAGGGCUUAAGUAUCUUCUGUAGUUAUUUAAAAGUAUUUUUAUUCCAUGUUAUUAUUUUACAGAAACUUGAUUUUAAAACUUUUAUAUGUAUAAUGUGAAUUUUGGAAAAUUUUAAUUGUUUUAUAUAUAGAUAUAUCUAUAUACUGACUAUAGUUUAGUCAAAUAAAUGACCCCAAUCAGCUGUAUUAAAAGAAUGCCGGAAAAAAUGAUAUAUACUUUGUUCUAACAAUUUUAAAGUAAUGGUGGAAUUGUAUUUAGCACCUUAAUGGUGCUGCAAGAAAUAUUUAUGCUGUUAUGGGAAAGAUAUAAAUUGUUUGUGCAAUCAAUUUGUAGGUAUUACAAGAUAAACUUACAGCUUUGUGCAUUGUUGUGAUCCCACUGUUUUUGUAACAAUCAAAAGUGUGUACCAUUAAUCUCAGAACAUCUCUUCUGUGAGGCCUUCCUUAUUUUGUAAUUAGAUACAUGAUGAAAUUAGCAAUCUUUGUUCCUAAGAAUGUGGCUCAAAUUCUGGGUGCCUUUUCAUAGUCUUUUAUCAUCCACUGUCUACACAUUGGUUUCAGGUUAAAUCUGGGCAAGAUAAGUUUAUUGUUCCUAUCAGCAUCCAUUAAUGUUAGAUUUUUUAUGAACAUAUUUUUUAUGUACAGACAUAAGCAGAUGAUAUAUGUUGCAAACAACUGAUGCAGAUGCUAAUUACUUAAAAUGACAUAAUGUUAAAAUGCAUGGUUUCCUCACUUUCAGUUCACUAAUGGGUUAUAGAGUUUUAAAGUUUAAAACAAAAUGAGAAAAUCAGAAGAAUUUGUUUUGUAAAAUUUGUCAUUUUUAUGAGAUUAAUGUAUGCACUAGAUCACUGUUGACCUAGCUAAGAGGGACCCAUUCAGUGGGCCAGAUAACUCAUGAAACAGACUCCCUGUGAUGGUAAUAGUUUCUCAUUUACUGAAGGAAUUGCCUACCUCUUAUGGAAUGCAAGGUUCAUUACAGUGUUCACAAGAGCCUGGCACUGGUUCAUACACUGACUUGGAUAUGAAUCCACUUCAUGCCCUCCCACCGUUUCUUUGAUUCAUCUUCAUAUUGUUCUCCCAUAUAUGCCUAGGACCUUAGAAGUCUCAGUCCAUCCCAUGUGUGCUGCACGUUCCACCAAUCUCAUCCUUGAUUUUAUCAUCCUAAUGUUUGGUAAGCAGUACAGAUUAUGCAGUUUUCUCCAUCAUUCUCUCACUUCCUCCCCUGAGCUCCCUGUUCUCAAACACCCCCAAUCCAUACUUUUCUUGAUGUAAAGGGUCAAGAUUCAAAGCCAAACAAAACUACAAGUAAAUUUAUAUUUUUGUAUUCUUACAUAGCAGACAUGAAGACAAACAGUUCUGAACUAAAAGAUAGUUAACAUUCCCCAAAUUUAAUCUGCUCUUACCUUAUGAAUCCAACUUUGAUUUGUUACUGAUAUUUCCAGAUAUUCAAACACUGGAACAUUUGUUAAGGAUUCCUUAGUAUUUUGUUCUUGCCCUGCAUUCUUAUGAUGGGACAUGGCCAUAUGCAAUAUUUAAUAUUCUCUGUCUUUCCCAUCAGAGCAGCCUCUCUACUAGCUAUCUGCUAUCUGACAGAGCUUCUGUUUCACUGUUUAUGGCAUUUGUCUGCACCCAGUAAACCAGAAGGUGGUGUGUUCUAUUCAAACCCAGUCCCUCUUGGUUUUCUUGGACCUUGAUAAAGGCAUAUUCAAACAUAAAGUUAAAAAGCAAUGGUGAUAAAGCAUCUGAUCAUUCUGCAUAGGAAGUACUUAAAUAAAUGGUUAUGUACACAGACUCUACAGUAGUUGAGUUUAAACUUAUUUAAAUUAGCCUAAUCAGUUUCAUGGGUAUACUGAAUUCAGUAGUGCAUAAACAGCUGAUGUAUUAUCUCACUGUGCUCCCAUUUUUUCUCGAAUAGCUGAUCAGUGGUUGACCUCUUGCAACAGAAUCAACACUGAUGAUCCCCUAUAAAUUUGUCUGCAUAUGGAGUUCAAAUUGAGUGUGUUGGAUAACAUUUUCUAUGUAGAUAACAGGGAUAUACCUCAAUAAUUAUUGCAGCCAUCUUUAUCAGCAUUUUUAUAAAUAGUGUAGCAUGUAAACCCAUUGCUAAGUAAUGACUAUAAAUUAUGCCCACUGCUAGACAUCCGCAGAAUAAGCAAAUAUAUGGUGGCCAUUGCUGAGUAAUGAAUUCUUCCCACAGCAACAGAUGAACUACAACAAUGAGCGGGGUUUUCCAAGCAGUUCAUCCCAAGGGGUUAUAGAUGGGAAAAAUUUGGAGUAUAGUUCAGUUGUUGGAUAUUUUCCAGUUGGUAACGAAAUUAGCAGAGGACAUUACUAAAAUUCAUUAACAGGAAACAACUAGUGAAGACAGAGAAGACUUCAUGUGUGAUGCAGUCAACAGUGAUCUUAAGAAUGUGUAAACCAGUGAGGCUGUUAUUGUUAUUUGAAGUUAUGUGUUAUGUGUAUAAAUGUUUGCUAAAUCCAACCAACUCAAACCCUGUCAAUAACCACUCAGAAACCUGACAGUAGGUUCAGUUAUAGAUUCAUUCAACUGUUGUAGCAGUUCAUUCAAAAUUAAAUUAAUAAGUUUAUGCCUGUCAGACUGUAAUUAUUCACCUUCUUCUUAGAUCAGUAUUGCCAGACUUUGAUCAGUACCUGGCCAUUUAUACUAUGUUUCAACACUUCAGUAGCAGUGUGACCCUCACAAGAAUUGGGUUCUGCUGAAAGUAUUUGUCACCCUAACAUCCUAUGUAUAUUCAACAGGCAACAAAAGUAAUUCUUCCUUCCAUUCAAAGUACUGUGGGUAUCACCAUUCUCAUCCUUUACCAAGUUAGUCCUAGGUUGGGAAUGUUUCUUAAAUUUAUUUAUGCCUCUAUAAAUCCCAAAUAUUCAUGCUUUUAGUGUUUGUGUAAAGCUAACUGAUUUUGUGCUUCAAAUAUUCCUUCCCCCCCCCCUUUUUCCUUCAAGAAAUUUCUACUAUUUUUAUGCCUUAUUUUGUUCAGAUUAUCUUCAUUCACUUGGAUUCUGCAACCACUACAGUCAGACUUGCUCUGAAUGAUGUAAUAAUUCUAAGCAUAUGCCAUAAAACCAUGAUUUAUGUUGCUUUAACUUGUAGUAUCCUACUCUUUGUGGCCGAAUUUUGAUACUUUCUGUAAUAUCUUCCAAAGCUCCAUUAAUGUCCACAUCUUUUUUUUUGUACAUAUCUCAGCCAGAUGUCUUGUCUGUCCUGAGAUGCUUCUCUCAGUACAACUUCUAUCAUAGCCCCUUGAGAAGUCCCACUCUAAACUACAUUUCGUCCAUUUCAUUGUUCAUAAUCAUUCAGUCCCUCAUCUGACAUUAAAUAAAUACUGCAGUUGACACAUCAUAGUCUGACUAGUUUUCUAUCUUGAAAUGAAUGAAGACGUCCAUAUCUCAUCAUCAUGGUGUAAGACAAACCCCCUGAACAUUAGCUAGGUGCAUAUAGCCAUCAAUGUUGAUGUGCAUGUAGCCACGUUAUAUAUGAUAGUAAGAAAUCACAGUUGCAUUCUUAGAAAAUCUAAAGGGAAUUUUAUCUUCAACAGGAAACUACAAUUUUACAUGUUCUACAUGGGUGUGAAAUAUGAUGUCACCCUCUAGGUAAAACAUAUUUGAGGAUGGAGAGUACACUGUACAGCAGGAUCCUGUGAACAUGAUAAUGAAUCUUCAGAUUCCACACAAAAUGUGAGGAAUGUCUUAGUAGUUGAGCAGCCAUUUAGCUAGUAAAGGACCCUGCUGCUUGAACUUUGAAACACUGUCACAGGCCUCCUGUACCAAAAUCUUUUUGUUUCUGAAGUAUUCUAUCUUGGGUACAAUACCGUGUAGUUUUGUUGAAAGUAAACUGACGUUUAGGAGGAACAUCUUGCCUCCAUCUUCAAGGCCAAAGAAUAAGCCAAGAAAGAGACCAACAUGAAGCAAACAGCGAGCUCUGCUGGUCUCUUGCUUAACAUUUCACGGACCGGCGAUUUAAAUAUUUAAAUCACCCUGGGGACCAGCAUU
Cryptotermes secundus is the source of this 11389-nucleotide messenger RNA. RefSeq lists its product as uncharacterized. Lineage: Eukaryota; Metazoa; Arthropoda; Insecta; Blattodea; Kalotermitidae. Gene Ontology annotation, cellular component: CERF complex. The transcript is spliced from 13 exons. Gene Ontology annotation, molecular function: protein binding. Gene Ontology annotation, biological process: chromatin remodeling. The coding region runs from base 105 to 6032 and encodes 1975 amino acids. The record is from RefSeq and is a predicted model, not a curated record.